Molecule: messenger RNA, 6616 nt
Organism: Anguilla rostrata (American eel)
Lineage: Eukaryota; Metazoa; Chordata; Actinopteri; Anguilliformes; Anguillidae
Product: zinc fingers and homeoboxes protein 2-like
Exons: 4
Coding region: 567-3374 (935 amino acids)
Biological process (GO): regulation of transcription by RNA polymerase II
Cellular component (GO): nucleus
Molecular function (GO): DNA binding; DNA-binding transcription factor activity, RNA polymerase II-specific
Source: RefSeq, a predicted model, not a curated record
CCACUGACUCGGCACCCUUUCGUCGGGUUAUAAUCGUAGCUGAAGUUAGUGACUUCUUCCCGAACUUUUUAGGCAACUAUCAGGACUGGAAUGGAACUGCGUCUGGUACCGUAUGCAAAUAUUUGUGCUGACGUAAGAGAUCAUGUGGUUUUUGGCGUAGAUCCCCCGUGAACGAGAAUUUUUUCUACUGUUGUCUUUAGGAAACGGUAGAAUCUUUAGAAUUAAUCCCUGUAUUCGUUCUGUUCAUCGAUAUAAAAGAACCAGUUUUGGAACCGUACGCUAUAUAAUCAUACCAUCAUCAAACGCAGUGGACAGUGAAUGAGAAGCAGCUCGUGGACAUGAUUCAGUUCUCUCCCCUAGACCAAGGGCCUGCAGGAAAGGAAAAGCUGAGGUCAGAAUGUCUGUAAUGAAGUUACAUGAAGUGCCCCAUUGGAGCUGACACUCAGUCAGCAAGAGACUCCAGUGCAGACAAGAGGGCCGAGGACAGCCCCCUCCUCAGACACUGACACACCCUCCUCCCCAUUCUGCCAAAGUUCCAUUGUAAGGCCCAUACCCCGUUUGGAGCUAUGGCCAGUCGAAGGAAGUCAACCAUCCCUUGCAUGAUCCGAAUUAAUGAGAUGACCGAGCAGGAUGACUCUGAGGACAUGGAGGUCUCCUCCAAUGGCACGGUGGAGAAUGGCUCGUCACAGACCAUGCCUGCUGCACAGUUGACUCCGGACAGGGAGACGGACAGAGAGAAGCUAGAGACAGAGGCUCGGUUACAGCGGAAGCAGCAAGGAGGCUACGAGUGCAAGUACUGUCCCUUCUCCACCCAGAACCUGAACGACUUCAAAGAGCACGUGGACUCCAACCAUCCCAAUGUCAUACUGAACCCGCUUUACCUGUGCGCAGUGUGCAAUUUCAACACAAAGAAGUUUGACAUCCUGACGGAGCACAAUGAGAAGUGUCAUCCUGGGGAGAACAACUUCAAGUUCAAGCGGAUCAAAAUGAACAGCCAGACCAUCCUGGAGCAGACAAUCGAGGGUUUAAACGGUGCAGUUAGCCAUGAUGCUGCUACCGCUCGAGGUGCUGAGGGCUUUGCCACAUUCCCUUUGGGCAAAUCAACUACCAUAAAGAUUGGAAAGCCCAAAACGGACAACAAACAGUUUUUCCACAAAGGGGAAAAGUUUGAGAACCAUGUAGAUGCCCUCAUCACAAAAGACCAAAUCACUGCUGUAAAUGUGAAUGGGACAGUUAUCAUCCCUGAAGCGACUAUAAAGGAAGGGCUGUCUCACGUUAUGCCAUUACUGCAGCGCCCGCCGAAUUAUAACUUGGUACCAAAAAUCGCUGUCCCUUUGAACACCACCAAAUACAACCCGUCGCUGGACAGCAAUGCCACCCUGAUCACAUCCUUCAACAAGUUUCCCUACCCAACCCAUGCUGAGCUUUCCUGGCUGACGGCACAAUCCAAGCACCCAGAGGAGCAAAUCAAAGUCUGGUUUACCACUCAGCGGCUAAAGCAAGGUAUCACCUGGUCCCCGGAGGAGGUGGAGGAGGCCCGUAAAAAAAUGUUUAAUGGAUCAAUCCCACCUGUGCAUCAAACCUUUACUGUCCUGCCGACCCCACUGAACCAGCCAGCCAAAGUCACCCAGCCCCUUAUUCAGACUGUUCCUUGCCGGCUCUUCGGACAGUCUAGCAUAGUGUUGACGACUGUUGCCAAUGGGUCAACCGUGACCUGUCCUCCUGUUGCACUGACAGUAUCAAACCAAGUGGAGACCUUCAAGAGGCCCUUGCCAGCCUCAACAGUGGCUCCCGAGGUGAAACGCUCCAUGGUCGGCCCAAAAGCGGCGCCAGUGUUGGGCCUUGCAGGGAAGAGGCCCACUCCAGCCCUGGUGACAGCCCCAGAUGUGAAGUGGGUGAUGUCUGGUCCAGUUGGAGCCCUAGAAGGGAAACGACCUAUGGCACCCCCAGCUGUGCCCCCUGAAAUGAAGAGACCCAUGGCACCACCACUUGUUGUCCCAGAAAUGAAGCGACCCCUUGUAGCUCCAGUUGUUUCUCCUGAGCUGAAACGACCAAUGGGACCCCCGCCGGUGCCCCCAGCAGUAAUUCAUGAAACUAAGCGCCCUGUGCUGGCCCCACUGAUCAGCCCUGACGGAAAGUGGUCCACAGGUCCAGGUCCUGAACUCAAACAGACCAUAACAGCCCCUGUGAUGUCCUCUGAAGUGAAGCGGCCAACCAUCAUAAAAUCCGUUCAGCCCUCCCUCAAGGUAGCCUCCCCUAUUCCCAGCUUUCCCUUGGACUGCAAGAAAACAAGAGAUCAAAUCGCAGAGCUGCAGACCUGUCAAGUGAAGAACCAGCUUCCUGAAGACCAGGAGGUACAUCGGCUGAUCGAGACCAGUGGUGUCUCCCAGGCUAACAUGAAAAACUCUUUUAGCGACAAGCACUAUCAUAACCACAAGGCCGUACCGCACUUAAGCGUUGAUCUUCUUCCGAAAGACAUGCUGAAAAAAUCCAUACCCACCCAGUUUCCUCUUCUGGAGCGAGUGAAAGGGAAAACCUCUGAGCAGCUUAAGAUUUUAGAGGACAGUUUCCAGAGGAGCAGCUUCCCAACACUUGGUGAAAUUGAUGGCCUUGUAACCGAAACCAGACUUUCCAAGAAUGAAAUCACCAGCUGGUUUUCGGAGCGGCGUGCCCUGCGGGAUAACUUGGAACAAGCCCUUCUGAACUCCAUGAGUUCGAAGAAGGCGCAUAUGGAGGAGAGGGUGCUGCGGCAAGGCACGCAGAACGGCGUUCACGAGCUGGAGGGCCAAACUAGGAGGUCCCCGCUUCCCAUCGUCGCCCCUCCCACCUGUCCCACGGCUAUCGACGGCACAUCACUGGGGCAGCUCAAAAACGUUUUUGCACUAACGCGGUGGCCUUCGCCUGAGGAAUACAACAACCUGGAGGUCCAGACUGGCCUGGCCCGCACAGACAUCGUCCGCUGGUUCAAGGACAGCCGGUUGGCCCUGAAGAGUGGGACCUUAGAGUGGAUGGAGCUGUUCCAGAAGCUGGGCGGCAAAGACCAGAACGGUCUGGGCUCACCGGCAAGCACUGAAUAUACCCAGAAUAUCCCCAGACAGCACUACCAGGACGGGAAGACGCAGCGAGAAAAGGAUGUCAAGAGGUUCUCUGAGGGCGCAGCGCUCAGCAGCCAGGAAAUCAAAAACUGGUUCGCCAACAAUUUGGGACAAAACACAUCCGACAGCAAGAACGGCAUCCAGGACGGACGAGGCAGAGAGGAUCAUGGGGGAUGGGUGAAGAUGACUGUUGGGGUGGACGGAGGUUUAACUGGACAGGAGCUGGUCUCAGAUACUGAUAAUGUGGCAGAAGACAUCUCUGGAAGGGUGACUGGAUAAAGUUGUACACCAGGUGGGAACGGUGGGAACUGUCCUUUGCACAGAAGAGGGGAAGGAAGGAAGGAAGGAAGGACAGAAAUUCUAUUUUUCGUAUUUCGGAACCAAUGAUUUUACAUCUGCACUGUCCCAGCUAAAUGCACAGCAUUCACACAACAUGGCUGUAAUGUUGAAAUGUCUGAUAAAGCAUUACAAGAGCACCGUGGGAGCAUUUUGGCUGAGCUGAGAUGUAAUCAGAGGCACAGUGAGUGGACUCCAACUGACCAGGAGGUUACCGUCGUGUGCCAAAGCUGGACUGCUGCAUUAUUACACUUUUAAAAAAAGGGUCCUUGUAAAUAUUUUUCUGUAUUGCAACAGAUUUGUACAAUUUUGGGGGAAUUUUGUUACAUUUGUAAUAGGAGUGACUCGUCCCUUUACGUUCCAGCUGGUCCUUGCGGUGGUAUGUACUGUGUUUUGUAACAAGACACCAUGAACCACUACAUCUGUUGGCAAUACUCUCAGUAACUCCAUGUUACAGUGCCCAACUUCAUUGUUUUCUGUCAGGUGGACGUUCUGUAAAAUCCAAUCCGAGCUGCUUGCGCGUGCAUGCGGAUGUGCGUGUCUGAAAAUUUGCAACGCUUGUAUUUUUUUUUUUUUUGUAAAGAACGCCUUGUCCUCGAGAUCGAGCGACGUUGUGGACCUUCAGAAGACGGCUGUUCCUCGCUGUAGGAACGAGGAGCUCCGAGCCGCACAGGCGUUUUCCGCCAGGAAACCCGAGCGGGGAAAGAUUUUCCCCGAAACAGUCCGGACACAUGCUGCACACGCCAUUUCCUUUUGUUCUAGCCGUAGUCGCCAUUAUUAUUUCUCGGAUGGACACUUCAGCACAUUAUACAUGUUGGCUUUUCUAGGAGUACUCUACUGCAUGUAGUACUAGUUCCAUUUCAACUAGCACAAAACAGAGACCCGGUAACAGAUACACGCUCUUUAUGUUACGCUUCUGAUGUAGUCACGUUCGGACAUAAUAUAUCAAGAAUACUGUGCUUCAACCAAGAAUCCUGCUUUUUUAAAAACCAGUUGCUGUCUGCUGUAAUCCAAUAAACAAAACGGCCUAUUUAAAAGUUAACCGCCUGCUCCAGAAGCAGUCUGUGCAGUCAGAUUGGAUUUCUUGGUCUCUACUCCUUACAAUUAACUGAAGUGUGACCCCUUUGCUUGAUGUUAAGAGUAAUCGCACGAGUAGCUGGGGGCAGACGCAACUGCUAAAAGAAUUUGCACUUAAGCACCUGGAUUGCAAUAGACUGACCUAUCACAGGAAUUUAAAUAAAACACAAAAAAGUGUAACACUCAUUAAAAUAUAUAACUGAUAUUAAAGGUGCUAUCAAUAUGCAUUACAUUGAACAGCUGUUGGAGGGGGGCGGGAUAGCAGUCCCCACUGCAAGUUAUUUGUGUAAUUGGUCCGGCUUAAUGUUCCGUUGGUGAGGUGUUUUAAAAUGUACAUUAUCCCUUUUGUUUUUUGUACUUCAUUUACAGUUGCCUGUAGCUUGAUCCUUUUUUAAAUAUCCUCUGCUGAAAAUGAAGUAUAAUGUUCGAGGUUCUUGCUUCUGCCAGACUUCCUCUGGAGCAGGAUUGUGAGAUUUUGGGAAACUAGAACCCAAGAAAAGGAUAUCUGCUUCAUUUCAAAAGGCAAUUAUAACUCCUGUUUCUGCUUUUUAGGAAGACAUUCAAAAUAACACCAUAUGCGAGGGAAACAACCCUACUGUGGAACAGAUAUUCCAUUUUUUUUCAGUCUUCAUGAAUGUGUUUGAAAUUAAGUAUUUAGAUCAGGAAUGUUUUUGAAAAUCAAAUGAGCUUAGCAUUUGACACACUUGAGAAUGCUCAUGGAAAAGGUGAGUGUUUUGGCAUUCAGGCUCUCAAAUUUAAAAAUACUAUGAAAUGCAUUGCUAUGGCUUGCAGUAGUUGGCUCAAAUAAAUCAAAUCUGCUAGUGACAUCAUUCAGAGGGAUAACUGGCCAAACAACUAAUUUUUAAGAAAUUUAUUUUCAUUUUGAAAAUAGUCAACCUCUGUUGACUACAGUUAAAACAAGCAUGAGAAUUUUACAUGAUGCUGGCAUACAGAGCAGUGAUUAAAAAUGGUGUUCCCAAAUGGUGCCCUGACACAUGCCUAUUUGCUUCCUCACAAUAGGUCUAAAAUAUCAAUAGAAAUGGUGUUCUCAUUCGACAGAAGCAGGUGAAGAUGUUCAGUCAGCCAUUUCAUGCAAUUGUUCUGACAGUUCCCACCCAUUUCAUUAGGAGAUGGAAUUCUUGGCUAAUUUUCAGAAAGCCACUGAUUUAUCUGUGAUUCUCAUGAAACUGGAUGGAACAGUUCUCUACACACAGAAUGCAUGAAAAUGUUUUAUUAAACACUGCAUGAAUCGGACGUGUAGGAAUAUUACAAUUAUACAAAGACCACCUCCGAGAGUAAUCUCAGACUACGCGCUCUACAUUCAUAUCGGAAAAUUAAUAAAAUUAUGUUUAGAGAUUUGCAAAUGGCAAAACAAUCAGCAAAAGUACCAAUUGGCUAAUGGUUCAUUCACCAAUGGCCAAUCAUUUAUCAGUUCUCAUUAAAAUAGGAUAAAUCAAGAGAUGAAAUAUAUGCAUGUAUGUAUAGGUGUCAAUCUUAAAAGUAUGCAUAUUUGUUUAACCUUUUAUUUUUACAAGUGUCUAGGCUGAAAAAUUUCCUUUGUGAACAAAGCCUGCCAGUAAUGUACACAACUCAUUUUCAGUCUAAAGACAUGACAGGGAAACAUACCUUUUUUUAUACAGUGAAUUGUGUACAUACAGACUAGCCUCCGUUAUGGACUAGCUAUGAAUCCCGUGCCAGAUGAAUCAGCCAACCGCAACAUUCUGAGAUGCCUUCCCCUUGGAAACGGUAUUCGGGCACCAUACGUCGGCUCGUUUAUCUUCCUGAACUGGUACUAUUUCCCAGAAUUCAGUGCUAUUUUUAAAUCUACAGAGCACAUGCCCCCCCUGUCCUUCGCGAUGCAUUUCCGUUACAUUUUCAUUAAGCUUCCCCGUCGCAGAGCGCAAGGAGAGUGGCUGGGUACGAUAUGGCACGGUUUUACAGAGAUCCCAACGCUACGCUCCUCUCGACCGGCUGGAGCCACGCCCGCCGUCGAGCUGCAGAAGCCCCAAUGCAGCGCUGUUUCUGCCUCAAAAAGCAACUGAUGAUUUUUUGAGAUCACAAAUCAGCAUAAAAAUACAAAUAAACAUUUAUUUAAAAAAAAAAAAAAA